CUUGGAUCUUUUUGAAACAAUUAUUUAAAAUCCAUAUGAAAGGAUUUACUCACUUGUAGUGUUUUCUGGUCACCCCUCUUCUGAUUGGAUAGCAUUUGUAAUUCUUCAUCAUCUUACUCGCUGUCUCCACUGCUCUCGUUAUUGGUAAUUACUUCUGCCUGAGGCAGGCUAUUUGACGAGAUGAUCAGUUUUCCUAAAUUCCUUUAUUAUAGCUCAGUUGGGAAUAUCCUGGAAAAAUGAACCUAUGAUUUCCCAUCACACCUUAAAGAGGAUGGAGUGGUAGUGAUCGGGGUCAUGAGUACACUGCUGAGCAUGAGACCCUGCUGGCAGGUCAGAGAAAACCCAAAAAAAGACAGAUGGGACCGUGUUCAGAAUUCGCACAAAAGCUGAAGGACUUAUGGAUGCGGAUGUACCCUUAGAAUUGGUGUUCCAUUUACCGGUCAAUUACCCUUCGUGUCUGCCUGGUAUCUCGGUUAACUCGGAACACCUGACCAGGGCCCAUCGUGUGACUGUGAAGGAGAAGUUACUUGAGCAAGCGGAGAACCUUGUGUCAGAACCUAUGGUUCACGAGCUGGUUCUCUGGAUUCAGCAGAAUCUCAGGCACAUCCUCAACCAACCAGAGACUGGAAGUGGCAGUGAGACGUGUGCUUUUGCAACAAGCACGGCUGUGGAUGAUGGAUUGUGGAUAACUCUUCUGCAUUUAGAUCACAUGAGAGCAAAGACUAAAUAUGUCAAAACUGUGGAGAAGUGGGCUUCCAAUUUAAGGCUGACAGGAAGACUGAUGUUCAUGGGUAAAAUAAUACUGAUUUUACUACAAGGAGACAGAAAUAACAUCAAGGAGUACCUGAUUCUUCAGAAAACCUCCAAAGUAGAUGUGGACUCAAGUGGAAAGAAAUGCAGAGAGAAAAUGAUUAGUGUACUGGUUGAAACAAAAGUACAGACAGAACACAAAAGGUUUCUGGCAUUUGAAGUCAAAGAGUAUUCAUCGUUGGAUGAGUUACAAAAGGAAUUUGAAACUGCAGGACUUGAGAAGCUUUUCUCUGAAUUUGUACUUCGGCUGGUGAAAUGAAGUGGAAGACAGGAAUCAUUUAGUAAAACAGCUGUUUUUUUUAUUUGUUUUUUGCAUCGGAUUUUGGGAGUGGCUAAUUGAAAUCCUCACAAGGGAACAAUUUUAAAGUUUGAAGCAAACCGAAGCAAAAUGAUAGACACCAUCUUAACUUAGAAACAAAAGCCAAUUCUGUGUAUGGAAUAUUGAAUAGUAAAAACAUCCAUGUAUUCUAAUUUUUGCCAGUAAAGGCCAGGUUCAAUAGAUGGAAUGUUAUCUGGAAGAUAAAUAUAAAAAGAUGAUGGUAAACGAGCCCUUGUGUUUGUGUAGAGGAUUUGUUUGGAACUGUGCAAUUUUCUGGCUGAUUUUCUUGUAAUUAAAUGAAUUUUUAAAAGAGAUUUGUUUUCAUGUUUACUUUUCUUCAUGUUUACGUUUUUAGCAUUUGAUCACGAUUUUCCCCCAUUCAGCUUAUUAUGUCUAAUGUUUUAAGUUGAAUGUUAAGAAAAAUAUAACACUGAUUUCUUUGUGGAAUUGCAUGAAUCGUUAGUUUAAAUACAAACCAAAGACGUUCUAUAGAACUUGAUUUACAGUUGCUUUCUUUGGGGACCCAGAAUAGCGUGGUACUUGCUAGGGCUGGAGAAUCAAUUUAAAUUAAAACUCUUUUUUUGAAAAAUUUACCUUCUAGUUUUACAAGGGGAAAAAUGUUUCAUACAAAAUGAAUUUGGCUUGCUGCAUGGAGAAAAUUAUAUAG
Messenger RNA from Diceros bicornis minor, 1796 nucleotides. It is a transcript of the gene RWDD3, whose product is annotated as RWD domain containing 3. Gene Ontology annotation, biological process: positive regulation of hypoxia-inducible factor-1alpha signaling pathway; positive regulation of protein sumoylation. Gene Ontology annotation, molecular function: protein binding. NCBI's taxonomy places the organism in Eukaryota, Metazoa, Chordata, Mammalia, Perissodactyla, Rhinocerotidae. The transcript has 4 exons. The record is from RefSeq and is a predicted model, not a curated record. Bases 398 to 1069 code for a protein of 223 amino acids.